This is a messenger RNA of Medicago truncatula (barrel medic), 1077 nucleotides long. Its product is annotated as homeobox protein knotted-1-like 2. Bases 333 to 893 code for a protein of 186 amino acids. Gene Ontology annotation, molecular function: DNA binding. Gene Ontology annotation, cellular component: nucleus. NCBI's taxonomy places the organism in Eukaryota, Viridiplantae, Streptophyta, Magnoliopsida, Fabales, Fabaceae. The record is from RefSeq and is a predicted model, not a curated record. The transcript is spliced from 3 exons.
GGGUCACACCAUUGCUCGAGAAAACUUUGAAAUGUUGCUUUCAUUAGUGGAAAAAGACAGUAAAUCAGAGGAAACAAAAAGACUACACCCCCCCGUUAGGCCCUUACACCCCCCUCCACACACACUUGAAUCUUUUCAUUCAAGUUCUGAAAAAAAAUCUAAUAUUUUUUUCUUCUGACUGAUUCUCUCUUAUUAUUACCACGUAUGCAUGCAAGGGUCAUUCAAUUUGUUUGAUUACUUCCAAAAGUAGGAGAAUCUCAAUCUCACUGACCUUAUCAUAUAGUACAAUAUUAUUAUAUAUGUUUUUCAAUGUUUUGAGAUAAAUAGUAUAUAUGAGCAGUGUUGUAGAUGUGGUAUAUCAAAGGUUUUUAUUUCAUCUACUCAAAAAUAGUUAUAUGGAAUCUAAGAUGAAUAGUUUUGUUGUUGAUCAUGAGAAGUACAAACAAGAAGAAAAUCAAGAAGAAUUGGAAUUACAACAUAAAGAAGGUGGUGUUCAUGAACAUGAUCAUCAAGAGGAAAAUGAUGAGAUUCUUAAGACAAGAAUCUCUAACCAUCCUCUCUAUGAACUUCUUGUUCAAGCUCACUUGGAUUGUUUGAAGGUUGGUGACAUUUCUAACUUGGAGAUAGAGAAAUCAGAUAAAAAGCAAACACUGAAGAAACAAAACUUGGAUAUGUUAAGCCAAUCUGAGCUUGAUCUCUUCAUGGAAGCAUAUUGUUUGGCACUUAGUAAGCUAAAAGAAGCAAUGAAGGAACCACAACAGAAUUCAAUGGCUUUCAUAAACAACAUGCAUUCACAACUUAGGGAACUAACUCAGGCAACUUCAUCUUCUAGUGAACCAGAUGCUACUACAUCUUCAAGUGAGUGCACAUUCAGAAGAAAUCCAUCAAUUUAGAGGUUGAUGACUUGAUUUUCAGUAGUGUGGUUGUGCAUGUAAUAUCCUAAGAUAGGUUAAUUAAUUAAGGUUUCAAUUAUUGUCAAAUUGUCAUGUCCAUGUUUGAAAUGUUAUUUUAUGUGAAAUUAAUGGGCAAUGAAUGUUGUUAUAAAUUAAUUAAUCUAUAGUAUUUCCCCUUAUCUCA